AUGCCGGGAUCUGCGUUCUUCGCUCGGGCAAUGAGCCUAUUGCAAAUUAUUCCUGAACGGCCCAGCAUGAAUCACAUUGAAAGCAUUCUCCUUCUUGCAUACUUUUGUCAAUUUCUCAACCGAUUCCACUCUGCGUACAUUUUGAUUGGCAAUGCUCUACGACUCAGUCUCAGCCUGGGAUUGAAUUAUAAUGUUCCUCAAAGCCAAACAUUACAUCAAGUGGAAAGGGAGCAUCGUGUUCGCAUAUGGUGGACAAUCUAUAUGCUUGACCGCUUCUGGGGUUCUAAAGCAGGGUUCCCUGUCCAGAUCCACGAUGACGAUGUCCACGUUGAUCCACCUUCUAACUUGAUCUCUGAAGCAUAUCCUGAGCAUUUCUCAGAUAGUGAAUAUCAAGUGGCAACCGUUGAUCUUGCUAGAAUUAUAGGGAACACGACCAGAGAAAUAUACAGCCGCAAGAAGUCAACCGAAAGCUUUCUCCAGCGUGAGCAGAAAUUGCUCAUUCAGCUGAAACAAUGGGUACAAACGCUCCCAGAAAAUCUCAGGCUCAAGGCAGAUAGGCCCAACUCGAAAUAUACAGUAUUUUUGCACCUUCAAUUCAGUUAUUGUGUGAUAUUGGCAAUUCGACCUGUCUUGCUUAAUUUACUCGUUUGUCAUAUCAAAGAUAAUUCCUCUCCAGCAAAUGAGGAAAUUACUCCAAUCAUUGGAGUUUUGAGCGAAGCUUGCAUUCACGCUGCGCGGUAUUGUUUGAAACUAUGCGUCGAAGAAUGGACCAGUGGAUCAGUGUCAUUGUUCGGCUACGCUUUUCCGGCCUAUUUGUUUUCCUCGGCGUUGGUACUCACCAUAUCAAGUCUUCUGCCCUUGGGGGACCCCAACGAUCUUGCAUCGGUCGAUAUCGCAACUGAGAUCUUGAGAGUCCUAAGCGCAUCCAAUAGCCUAGCGGCCAAGGAUCUCUACGAACACCUUCAACGAGUUCGUCUCUGCUUAAGUCACCGCAUAUCUGAUGCCACACUUUCUCCAACAAAUGAUGAAAAUAUGACUCUCAUCGCCGAUCCCACAGUACGGUUGCCUCUUGAACACCAUAGCCCUUCGCCCGUGCCCGAGGCGUCGAUGGACUACAGGAAUUUUUCUACUGAAGAAGUUGCCGAUAAUUUAAGCCCUUGUCUCACGACUGAAAUGACCCUGCGAAACCCGUUGAUGCAGGACUUCCUCGCUCAAUCCAGCUUCGAUGUGGGCUCUUUGGACGCACCGGAGAUACCGAAUGACUUUGACGCGGCCUUUCUUUGGUCAGGCACCAUGUGCACAGAAUAG
Molecule: messenger RNA, 1308 nt
Organism: Penicillium cosmopolitanum
Lineage: Eukaryota; Fungi; Ascomycota; Eurotiomycetes; Eurotiales; Aspergillaceae
Product: fungal specific transcription factor domain-containing protein
Exons: 3
Coding region: 1-1308 (435 amino acids)
Biological process (GO): DNA-templated transcription; positive regulation of transcription by RNA polymerase II
Cellular component (GO): nucleus
Molecular function (GO): sequence-specific DNA binding; zinc ion binding
Source: RefSeq, a predicted model, not a curated record